GUGAGAUUUGGCCACAUUCACGGUUAUUUCUCAUGUUAUUCCAUUCCACUUGGGAAAUCAAGGGAAGCCUGUGCAAAAUAAGGUGGCUUAAAUUAUUUUUGCCAAGGGACCAAAAGCCCUCUUUGAUGUCUGCAUCCUUUGUAGUAUAUUAGAGAGUAUACUGAAUGUAGAAGGCUCUGCCAUUUGCUUACUGAUCCAGGGCAAGUCUAUCACAAGGGUGAUAGAAAAAGACAAGAAAAAACAUUGUCUUUGGAAUUAGACUUGGGUUUGGAUCCUUGUUCUAGCAUAUUAGCUCUGUAUACUUGGUAUACUAAAUGCCUCUGAACUUUAGUUUCCCCAAAGUGAAAAUGUAUUGAACUCUUCAUUUGGUUAAGCAAGUUCUUGGACUAGACCUCUUGUUUGUUUCGUUUUUCUUUUUGGCGGUACCAUGCAUUAUUUGGAUCCCGUUCCCCCUGCAGUGGAAGUGUGGAAUCCUAACCACUGGACUGCCUGGGAACUCCCAGGACUAGACAUUUUGGAAGGAGUUGGAGAGUGGGGGUGGUGGCUCAGAAAGAGCUUCUCUUUCAGAAAUGUGGCUGCUUAACCCCUGUGCCUGUGAUACUUGUGCUUGACACCCACAAACUUGGAAGGUGGGAGUCAAUCAUUUUGACAAGUCUCCUGAAACGAACAGCUAGCAGGAGCUGAACCCUUUUUCCAUUUGGUCUCGUGGCAAAGGCAGAGAUCACACCAGCAGCUCCACACAAUAUGCCGUGCUCAGUAGUGCCCUCUGAACAGUCUUCUGGUACCUCUCUCUUGGCUAAAGACAAUGCCCCAUUUUGGGAUUCCUUGGAUGAGGACGGAUUGGAUGACUCCUUGCUGGAGCUAUCUGAUGGGGAAGAUGAUGGCCAUUUCAGUUUCACAGAGGAAGAGAUUCAGGAACUCUUGAAGGAUGAUGACCUAUCAAAUGAGCACUUUUCUUGGGGAGGAGGCUUGCCUAAUGAUGACAGCAGGAAUGUUGAGAAGGGAGGGAAAGGGAGUCAAAUUCCACUUGAUACUCCCCAAGAGAAAAAUUCAUUGUACAGCUUGGGACCAGAAGCUGAGACCCCUAACCUCUUCAAACUACCUCAACAAAAUACAUCAGUUGGUCAUGGACCAACUCCUACUAAACCAUUGAACAGACGCUUUGCACUAGAAAAGAAUCUUAUAAAAGUUACAGUUGCACCAUUUGAUCCAACAGUUUGUGAUGUUGUACUUGAUAAGGAUAAGACUGAUACAUCCAAAGUUACUGAAAAACCCUCCUCCCUUGGAGAAGAGAUGAGAGAAGAUGGUCUUAGCCUAAAUGAGAGCACAGUUUGCACAGAAUCUGAAGGGAUCAGUCUCAGUAACUCUGCCUAUGAUGGGCCCCCACUCCCUUCUUCAAACAGUAACUUUCAACUAACUGUCUCUGAUAAAAAUAUGUCUGACAAUAAGAGACCUACACCUGUAUUCUCUGAGAUCUUGGACCAUUCAGAGACUCCUAAUACGGGGUCAGCCUGGAGAAAUGGAUCACAGAAAUCAAGUUUUGAAAUGAGGUUUCCGGUUGUUUCCAGUUCAUCAAACAAAGAUGUUCUUGACAAGGAUUCUGGGAAGCUGAAGGUCCAUGAAAAAAGACUAGGCAAAGUCAUUCCUGUUCUGCAAACCAAAACAAGGAUUAAUAUUCCGACAUUUUCACCAUCAGAUCUAGAAAAGCAGAAGCAAAGUUAUCUCAGGAAUGUCAAUGCUCAUAUAGAAGACCCAGUGGAUUCUAACCAAGGUACCUUGCGGGGGGAGCUGUGUGCCUUGAUGGGUCAAGUUCAUCACAUGCAGAACCCAAAAUGGCAGCAUCCUUCGGACCUCACCAGGCGAAACUACGCCCGGUUCCGACAGAAAUCUCUGCAAAGAUACAGUCUGACUCAGUGGGUUGACCAGAACAUGCGAAGCCACCAUCGGUUCCAGCGUCUACCAGAUUUCCCGUACAGUCCAUUUGUCUCCUCCCAUCAGCAGUAAAGGUCCCUAUCCAGGGUCCUGUCCAGAGCAGCGUCUCAUCUUCUGCUGUUUUGUGCUUUGUAGAUUUUGAAAUAUUUUUUCACAACAUUUUAAUUUAAAGAACUUGUCACCUUUUGGAAGUGCCCAUUGCUGACUUGAAAUUUUUUGUAUAAGGUCCUUCCUGUUUAUGUGUGUGUAUGCAUUUAAGCAGUGUUGAGUUGAUAAUAGUUUUAAUUUUUUAAUUUAAAUUGAAGGUGGCUGCCGCCUGAAAGCCGACAUUAAGUCAAAACACCCAGGCUCAAGCAAAACACCCACCUCUAUGCAGAGGUGAAGUCUACUUCUGGUGCCCAAAAGAAAUCAUCUUUUAAUCUCCUAUGAGGAAGAGAUUCUUUAUCAGGCUGCAAGCCAGUAUUAAAUUAUUGCUGAUGACUUAUAAAUGGAUACAAGUCACUUGUAACAACCCCUCUUACCUUUUUUAUUUGAAUCUCCGAAUACCUGUCAGUAUUUUAAAGUUGGUAAUCCAGGACAUCUGAAGUAGUUGAAAGGACAAAUUAGAAGUGUAAAUCUUCUCUUCUUUUUGUACCUACUAGCUGCCUUUAUUUUUUGGCUUUUUUUUUUCAUUCUUCAUUAAAUUUAUUUUGCACAAUAGUGUUUACAAAUCUUGUACAUCUUAACUCUAACAGAAGGCUGGUGACUAACAACCCCUGUUGAUUUGUGAUCUUGUGACUGUCUGCCUUCUCUGCCUUUCUUCAAGGAUAUUCCUUCAUUUUCCCCCAGUGACCUUAGGGCUCUACCGGCAUAUUCCUGUAUCCUAUUAGACAUAGAUAUGCCUCUUAAGAAGAGCCUUACUGCGCUCUUUAUUGAAGAGCCGCCCACCCAGAGUCUUGAUUCUAGGACAGGCCAGAAAGCAGUGCUAUUGAGAGGUGUCAGUUGGUCUUCAGUCUCAUCUGCUGAACUCCAGUUCAAGUAUGAGUUGACGUGUUAGUGAGCUUCCAUCCUGUGGGAGAGACUUUGGAGAAGCUGUCUUGUGUCUCCAUUAUUAGUUAAUAAGAGGUGCCUUUUGAUCCAGGAUCUCCUUACUUGGUCAGACCUCUGAUGUACAGUUUUACAAAACUACUAAAGUGAAUCUAAAAUAGUUUUGAUUAAGCCUGUGCACAAAGCAUUACCUGAUCUUAAGGGUAACGUUAUGUGCAGCUAUCUUUUUUUUUUUUUUC
Kogia breviceps (pygmy sperm whale) is the source of this 3197-nucleotide messenger RNA. Lineage: Eukaryota; Metazoa; Chordata; Mammalia; Artiodactyla; Physeteridae. The record is from RefSeq and is a predicted model, not a curated record.